Molecule: messenger RNA, 1212 nt
Organism: Penicillium macrosclerotiorum
Lineage: Eukaryota; Fungi; Ascomycota; Eurotiomycetes; Eurotiales; Aspergillaceae
Product: oleate delta-12 desaturase
Exons: 3
Coding region: 1-1212 (403 amino acids)
Biological process (GO): lipid metabolic process
Molecular function (GO): oxidoreductase activity
Source: RefSeq, a predicted model, not a curated record
AUGGGUUCGAUUACGGUCGAGGCUGUUGAGCCGGUGACCUAUCGUUUGAAGGCGGAAGCCGAGCCUCAAGAACUCACUUAUGGGUUUCUGAGAGAGAAAAUCCCCGCUCAUUGUUUUGAGCGUUCUCUCACGACUUCGUUUGCGUAUCUGCUUCGGGAUUGCGUUUAUGCCUCCGCUCUUGUGUGGGCUGCAUUGAAGAUUGACCUGUUGCCCUCGCCAGCAAUGCGAGCUUGUGCUUGGGUACUCUAUACCUUCUUCCAAGGCUGCGUGGGAACUGGCUUAUGGAUCAUUGGCCACGAAUGUGGCCACGGCGCCUUCUCUGCCUUCCCCUUGCUCAACGAUAUUGUUGGCUGGGCUGUGCAUUCGGCUCUUAUGGUGCCUUAUUUCUCGUGGAAGAUUACUCAUGCCAGACACCACCGCUACCACAACAACAUUGAAAAAGACACCGUAUUUGUUCCUCCGACUGAGGCUGAGAAAGAGGUUCAAAACCAACAACCCAGUCUGCUCGGAAAGAUUCAAGAGCUGGUUGAGGAGACCCCGUUCUACAACUCUAUCACCCUUCUUGGUCACCAGAUCUUUGGCUGGCAGUUGUACCUGCUUUUCAAUGUUAGCGCUGGUACCAAGAGUCUCCCUGCUAAAGACACCGCGCCAAAGAAGUUCCGAAACAGCCACUUCGAUCCUUUGGGCUCCCUCUUCACGAACGCUCAGACCCCUCUCAUUGCGAUCACUGACUUGGGCCUCCUGAUUGUUGGAAGUGCUCUGUAUUUCUUUGCUACCAAAAUUGGUGUCUGGAAGGUGGUUUUACUUUACGUUGUGCCAUAUUUCUGGGUCCACCACUGGCUAGUUGCUAUCACUUACCUCCAUCAUACCCACCCGUCUGUGCCGCAUUAUGAUGCCAAGACCUGGACAUUCGUCAAGGGUGCCCUUUCCACCGUUGAUAGACGGUUCGGGUUUAUUGGACGCCACUUUUUUCAUGAAAUCAUCGAUUAUCAUGUUGUCCACCACUUGUUCCCCAGAAUUCCAUUCUAUCAUGCCGAGGAGGCCACAAACGCCAUUGUUCCUUUCCUUGGCAAACAAUAUCAUCUCGAUGAGGGAAUGUUCCUGAAGUCUCUGGUUGAUACUUUCAGCACUUGCAAAGUUGUCUCUGAUGUCAACUCCGAUGGAGUUUUGCACUGGAAGCUUCCCCAGGAAACUUCUAAGAAGCAGAACUAG